This is a messenger RNA of Scomber japonicus (chub mackerel), 1050 nucleotides long. RefSeq names its product poly(rC)-binding protein 3-like. NCBI's taxonomy places the organism in Eukaryota, Metazoa, Chordata, Actinopteri, Scombriformes, Scombridae. The transcript is spliced from 12 exons. Gene Ontology annotation, molecular function: mRNA binding. The coding region runs from base 1 to 1050 and encodes 349 amino acids. Gene Ontology annotation, biological process: regulation of RNA metabolic process; regulation of gene expression. Gene Ontology annotation, cellular component: nucleus; cytoplasm. The record is from RefSeq and is a predicted model, not a curated record.
AUGGAGCCCAUCAAGGUCCAAUCAGAAGGUGGACUGAAUGUGACCCUCACCAUCAGGCUGCUGAUGCACGGCAAGGAGGUUGGAAGCAUCAUAGGAAAGAAAGGAGAAACGGUGAAGAAAAUGCGCGAAGAUAGUGGUGCCCGUAUUAACAUUUCAGAGGGGAACUGCCCUGAACGAAUAGUCACCAUCACCGGGCCAACAGAUGCUAUUUUCAAGGCCUUUGCCAUGAUAGCCUACAAAUUCGAGGAGGAUAUAAUCAACUCCAUGAGCAACAGUCCAGCAACCAGUAAACCUCCUGUAACCCUGAGGCUCGUCGUCCCGGCCAGCCAGUGCGGCUCCCUCAUUGGCAAAGGGGGCUCCAAAAUCAAAGAAAUGAGAGAGUCCACAGGAGCUCAGGUCCAGGUCGCAGGUGACAUGCUUCCCAACUCCACUGAGAGAGCAGUGACGAUCUCAGGGGCGCCAGAGGCCAUCAUCCAGUGUGUCAAACAGAUAUGUGUGGUGAUGCUUGAGUCCCCACCGAAAGGUGCCACAAUCCCCUACCGCCCCAAGCCUGCCUCCACCCCUGUCAUUUUUUCAGGUGGCCAGGUAAGAGCAGACCCACUGGGGGCGUCCACAGCCAACCUCAGCCUCUUACUGCAGCACCAGCCACUGCCUGCUUAUACCAUUCAAGGACAGUACGCCAUCCCACAUCCAGAUUUGAGCAAGCUCCACCAGUUGGCUAUGCAGCAAACCCCCUUUACCCCCCUCGGACAGACCACCCCUGCCUUCCCCGGUCUGGAUGCCAGUAACCAGGCCAGUACUCAUGAACUCACCAUUCCCAAUGAUCUAAUAGGCUGCAUAAUCGGACGCCAGGGAACCAAAAUCAACGAGAUCCGUCAGAUGUCUGGGGCGCAGAUCAAAAUUGCUAACGCUAUGGAAGGGUCAUCGGAGCGCCAGAUCACCAUCACAGGGACCCCCGCCAACAUCAGCCUGGCCCAGUACCUCAUUAAUGCAAGGUUCAGAGACGUGGCGGCCAUGUGGAACGACCCAUCUUCCAUGACCACAUCCUGA